AUGAAGUUCAUUUUGGUUUUGGCUUGUCUGGCCCUCUAUGUGGCACACACCUCUGCCCAGGACAACUGCGUUGGACGUCCCGUUCUCCAGGUAUGCACUGGCGGCAAGGACGAAGGCAACAACCGUCAUUGGUCAUGUCGACCGAGAUUCACGCCGGUGAUGUGGUACUACAACAGUCGCACCAGGGACUGUCAAACGAUGAGAUAUCUGGGCUGUGGCGGCAACAACAACCGCUACUGCUCUCUUGCCCAUUGCCGCAGAAAGUGCCGUUAGAUCCUGUCCUGUCCUCUCCUGUCCUGAUCCUGUUUCUUAUGAACCAUUCUGAUAGUAAAUACACAUGAAAUUUUCAAUGCAAAUACAUAUAUUGAAAGUGCCACA
Molecule: messenger RNA, 378 nt
Organism: Drosophila pseudoobscura
Lineage: Eukaryota; Metazoa; Arthropoda; Insecta; Diptera; Drosophilidae
Product: male accessory gland serine protease inhibitor-like
Exons: 2
Coding region: 1-273 (90 amino acids)
Molecular function (GO): serine-type endopeptidase inhibitor activity
Source: RefSeq, a predicted model, not a curated record